Paramecium sonneborni is the source of this 326-nucleotide messenger RNA. Lineage: Eukaryota; Ciliophora; Oligohymenophorea; Peniculida; Parameciidae. The record is from the annotation of a GenBank genome assembly.
GAUGUAUUUAAGUAAUAUUUAGAUUCAGAAAAACUGAUUGGAAUCACAAGAGAUGAUCUUAAGUAAAUGUAUAGUGAUAUUUUUGAUACUUCAUUCGAAAAAGAUCAUUAAAAUUCUUUAAGAGAAAUCUUUAAUGAAAGCAAAAUUUAUUUAACUAUAAAAAAGUAACUCAUGUGAAGUGUACCCUAAAAAAAAAGAAACUAGAAUGUGAAAAAAUUGAAGAGAAAAUAAGAAAUUAUUAGCUGAAACUUUAACAUUUGACAGCUCAGCCUCAAUAAUAAAUUAAAAGAGACUUCAACUUUUAAGAAGCAGCAAAAACAAUGAAC